CUGUGGGCCGGCCUUUGGUGAGAGUCCUCUGGGCGGGAUCUCCCGGGAGCGGGCGGCUCCGGGGCGCACGCGGAGUUCCCAGGACUCACCGCUGCACAGACCCGGUUCUUUAUGGUCGGUCCUGCCCGGGUCUCGCGAGAACGCGGCGGCAGGUCUCGCGAUACGCGGGCGCGGGCGCAGAGGAGGGAGAUCUGAGCGGCGGCGGCGAGCGGCCAGGACUGAUAAGCAAAGUGGCCAUGGACGACUUGGGGGAAAACACCACCGUGCUGUCCACCCUGAGGUCUUUGAACAACUUCAUUUCUCAGCGGGUGGAGGCAGGGUCUGGACUGGAUGCUUCCACCUCUGCCCCAGGUUCUCUGCAGAUGCAGUACCAGCAGAGCAUGCAGCUGGAGGAACGAGCAGAGCGGAUCCGCUCCAAGUCCCAGGUGGUCCAGGUGGAGCGGGAGAAGAUGCAGAUGGAGCUGAGCCACAAGAGAGCACGAGUGGAGCUGGAGCGGGCGGCCAGCACCAGUGCCCGGCGAUAUGAGCGCGAGGUGGAUCGCAACCAGGAGCUCCUGACGCGCGUCCGGCAGCUGCAGGAGCGGGAGGCCGAGGCGGAGGAGAAGAUGAAGGAGCAGUUGGAGCGCCACCGACUGUGUAAGCAGAGCCUGGAUGCCGCGGGCCGGAAGCUGCGGGAGAAGGAGGAUGGCUUGGCCGCGGCCGGCGAGACCAUCAGCGCGCUGAAGGGGAGGGUCUCCGAGUUGCAGUGGAGCGUGAUGAACCAGGAGAUGCAGGUGAAGAGCCUGGAGUCUGAGAAGCAGGAGCUCAAGGAGCAGUUGGCCUUGCAGCACAAGAAAUGUCAGGAGGCUAAUCAGAAGGUUCAGGAGCUCCAGGCCAGCCAGGAAGCGAGGGCCGACCAGGAGCAGAGGAUCAGAGAUCUGGAGCAGAAGCUGUCCCUGCAGGAACAGGAUGCUGCGGUCGUGAAGAACAUGAAGUCGGAGCUGGCGCGGCUGCCCAAGAUGGAGAGGGAGCUGAAGCAGCUGCGGGAGGAGAGCGCGUACCUGCGGGAGAUGCGAGAAAGCAACGGGCUUCUCAGGGAGGAGCUGGACGGGCUGCGGCGGCGGCUGGGGCGCCAGGAGAAGAUGCAGGAGAAUCUGGUCGUCCUGGAGCUGGAGAAGGAGAGGCUGUUGGCCAAGCUGCAGAGCUGGGAGCAGCUGGAGCAGACCAUGGCCUUGAGCAUCAGGUGCCAGGGGUCCAGGCUCCAGGUCAGCGGCCCACGUGGAGAGGACCCAGCACGUGGCGUGCACAGGACCCCGGAAGACCUUUCCAGGUUCAUUGUUGACCUGCAGCAGCGAGAACUGGCCUUGCAGGAGAGGAACAACACCAUCACCAGCAGCGCCCGCGUGCUGGAGAAGGCCCGGCAGCAGCUCCAGGAGGAGGUCCGGCAGGUCAGCAGCCAGCUGCUGGAGGAGAGGAAGAAGCGGGAGAUGCAGGAGGCCCUGGCGCGGAGACUGCAGAAGCGGGUCCUGCUGCUGACCAAGGAGCGGGACGGAAUGCGCGCCAUCCUGGGUUCCUACGACAGCGAGCUGACCGCGGCCGAGUACUCGCCCCAGCUGACACGUCGCAUGCGUGAGGCCGAGGACAUGGUGCAGAAGGUGCACGCACACAGCUCAGAGAUGGAGGCUCAGCUGUCACAGGCCCUGGAGGAGCUGGGAGGCCAGAAGCAGAGAGCGGACAUGCUGGAGAUGGAGGUGAAGAUGUUGCAGUCUCAGUCCAGCGCCGCUGAGCAGAGCUUCCCACUGUCCAGGGAGGAGGCGAGCUCACUCAGGUUGAAGAUUGAGGAGCUGGAAGGGGAGCGCAGUCGUCUGGAAGAAGACAAGAAGACGCUGGAAAUGCAGCUCGAGCGGUUUACCCUGCAGGGCAGCUACGACCAGAGCAGAACCAAAGUGCUGCACAUGAGCAUGAACCCGGCCAGCGCAGCCAAGCAGCGGCUCCGUGAGGACCAGGCCCAACUGCAGGAGGAGUGCAAGCAGCUGCGGGAGCUCGUGCACGCCCUGGAGCGAGGUGGCCCCAUCCCUGCCGACCUGGAGGCCGUCGCGAGUCUGCCUUCGUCCAAGGAGCUGACAGAGCUGAGGAAGCAGGUGGAGAGCGCUGAGCUGAAGAACCAGCGGCUCAAGGAGGUCUUUCAAACCAAGAUCCAGGAGUUCCGCAAAGUCUGCUACGCGCUCACGGGCUACCAGAUCGACAUCACGACGGAGAACCAGUACCGGCUGACGUCCAUGUACGCGGAGCACAAAGCUGACUGCCUCAUCUUCAAGGCCACGGGACCCUCGGGCACCAAGAUGCAGCUGCUGGAGACGGCGUUCUCGCACACGGUGCAGGAGCUCAUCGAGCUGCACCUGCUGCGGCAGGACAGCAUCCCGGCCUUCCUCAGCGCUCUCACCCUCGACCUCUUCAGCCGCCAGACCGUGGCCUAGCCUGCAGCCCAGCCGUGUGCCCGGCGGCGGCCAUCACCUCAGCUGCACGGUGGAAGUGGGCAGCCGCCCCCCACACACCCAGCCCAGCCUCAGCCCAGGACCCUGUGAGCGCACCUGCAGCCAGCGGGGGCCGCACUGCCCGGGGACUGCCUGCUGUGCAGGGAAGGGGCACCACCCUCCUCCUUCCCCAGGACAUUGCUCGGUGCUGCUACUCAGAGCCGAGACCUGGGGCAGUGCUGUUGGGGCCCGCUUCCAGGCCCCUCCCCAGAGUGUACCCCCACCCGCGUGCCACUCAAACCCAGCCAUGUUGGGGGGCUGCCAGCUGACAUCCCUGCUCCUAAUGAAAUACAUUUUGCUGCUUGGCCA
This is a messenger RNA of Ailuropoda melanoleuca (giant panda), 2822 nucleotides long. It is a transcript of the gene MAD1L1, whose product is annotated as mitotic arrest deficient 1 like 1. The transcript has 19 exons. The coding region runs from base 237 to 2456 and encodes 739 amino acids. Gene Ontology annotation, cellular component: nuclear envelope; kinetochore; mitotic spindle. Lineage: Eukaryota; Metazoa; Chordata; Mammalia; Carnivora; Ursidae. The record is from RefSeq and is a predicted model, not a curated record. Gene Ontology annotation, biological process: attachment of mitotic spindle microtubules to kinetochore; mitotic spindle assembly checkpoint signaling.